Dermacentor silvarum is the source of this 2994-nucleotide messenger RNA. Its product is annotated as snRNA-activating protein complex subunit 4. The record is from RefSeq and is a predicted model, not a curated record. Bases 281 to 2692 code for a protein of 803 amino acids. The transcript is spliced from 12 exons. Lineage: Eukaryota; Metazoa; Arthropoda; Arachnida; Ixodida; Ixodidae.
GUACAGUGUACUAGUAGUCACAGUCUUUGAGGCCGUCUGGUUGGUCCGGUUCACUAUUCACCAGUCGUCUCGGAUAUCACCAAAGCCAGCACGAUCCGAUCCACCAGCCAUGCCGGGGUCAGGUGAGCGCGUCCCCCGUGUCCUAUCCAACCGCGUUGCCGCUUCGUCGGUCGCGAUCAGCUGGAGCCGGCAGAGGCUCGCGCAUUUGGCGUGGCCGGCAUCGGUAACCAGCCGCAGUCAGGGUUCACCGUUGCUGUGAUUAGGGACGAGCGUUGCUGAGAUGCCAACUGACCUGGAGUUGCCAACUGACCUGAAAAGCUGCUUGACCCUUAAUAAAACUUACCAGGCAUGGGUGGAACAGGCCAUUGAGGAGUUAGCAGAAAGGCUCAAGCAGAACAGGCUGCUGCAGAGGGAGCUUCCAGCACAGCUUGCUCCGCGACCCCUAAAGCCACGAGUACGCAGGAACUGGUCCCACUCGCUGGUGUUUCACCACCCGUACUUCAGAGACAUUAAUGGCAUGCCAGCACCCAAGAACGAGGAUACACGUGCCAAGCUGGCCAACAAGGAGCCGGACCCGUACCUGACCCCAUCUCCGCCUUGGACCAGUGACGAGAAUCGCCGGCUGGUUGAUGCAGUGAAGACCAACCUGCUGCAGCAAAGCCUCCAGUGUCUGAUGGACCGUAAGGAGGCUCUGGCCAAGAGGCUCCUGGACACCGAGGACCCCGAACAGAGAGCCCAGCUUACUGAGCGCAAAGACCAGCUGGACAAGCAGGUGGAUGAGACACGCAGCCUGAGCCUGGAGCAGCUGCUGGAGCAGUCUUCACGCCCCAUUGACUGGCUGCGCAUUGCAAAUAAGGACAUGCCCUCACACCGGACGGCAUUUGCUUGCGAGAUGAGGUGGCGCAACCUGCUUGAUGUGCGCCUAAACCAGAACCCCUGGACAGAGGCGGAGGACAAGCACCUGCAAGCCCUGGCCACUAAAUGGGCCGAGCACAACUGGGACAAGGUGGCAGAGGAGCUGGGGACUGGUCGCAGUGCGUUUCAGUGUGCGACACACUACUCGACCAGGCUUGUGACUCGCCACAACAAGGGCCCGUUUUCAGAUGAGGAGAACCACCGACUGAACCAGCUCGUCAAGGUGACCACCGAGGAAGGUGAUCGUGAAGUCCCCUGGAAACAGGUGUCGAUCUUUAUGGUGAGGCGGUCCAUGGAGCAGUUGAAAAAGCACUACAACCGGUCCCUGCACCCCAGCAUACAUCAUGGGCGAUGGACACCACAGGAAGAUUACAUGCUGCUCAUUGCUAGGAAACUCUUUCGAGAUUGCAGCUGGGCAAAGGUGGCAAGCAUGGUGCCUGGCCGCACAGGUGGCCAGUGCAGCGAGCGCUACAAAAAUGUGUUUGCCAAACGAUUUGUCUCGGGGCGCUACACUGGGGACGAGGACUACAGCCUGUUGAAGCUGGUGCAGAAGCACGGACCUGGCCAUUGGUCCAAGGUUGUAGAGGACAUGCCCUGGCGGACACCCAACUCGGUACAGAUGCGUUACCGAUGGCUGGCCAAGACCCUCGGCACCAAGCAGCCAACCGUGACUGAUCUGCGGGCACCUGCAGCUCCCGUGAAUCCAGCGCGACACGCCCGCAUUGACAAGCGCCUGGACCUGUACCGGCACGUCUGCCGCCAGCUCACCACCCAGAGUCUGAAACAUGCUGCCUUGCUGCUGGCCAAGGGUGAGGACGAGAGCCUGGAUCGGGAGACGUGCCUGAAGCUGUACUGGAAGAUGCAGCAACAGCACCAGACAGGCCGCACACCGAGCAACCCGCAGGUGCAGGGCCGUGCGCUGAACAAGGCCAUUGCUCAGUAUGCACAGCCUCUGCAUCGACCCAUGCUGCCCAUCAUGGCUGCCUACGAGAAGCAGGAGUUGCAUGCUGUGACCAACGUGCUGCAUGAUCUGCAUGGCUUGCCGAGGCCACCUGUGGAUCCCGACAUUGAACAAGCGGGCACCGUGCCCACCUUCGAAGAGUUCUUCCGCAAGGAGGUGCUUGGCGUGCCAGAUGAAUUCCAGCCCAACGAUGCCAACCUCGUGCUGCCCCUGCUGCCACCCAAUGAGACCACAGUGGCUACCUAUGGACGCCUUGUAGAUCGUUUUGCCAAUGGCAACCUUGCUGAUUCCUUGCCAGCACUGCAGGCCGAGAGCUCAGGCACUGCGUUUCCUGAGCUCUCGGCAGCUCUCGAUGCAAACAGCGUUGACGACAUCCGCUGCACUGAGUGCACGUCCACGAGCCUUCUGGAAGAUGACCUCUCGUCUGUCGGCAACAGAGCUUCGCAGCAGCCAUGCAGUCGGUGUGAGCAGCUACGAGCCUUCCGAAGCAACUAUGACGUGCUGCAGGCACGCUUCAUUUCAUACUUUUUCUGGCCUGCGCUUAUGGACACCCUGAACGUUCCCGAGACAGUGGAGCUCCCAGCCAACACUCAAAAGACACGUAAGAAGUACUACCGCACGAAGUCCAAGCUGAAGAAGCCAUGGGUGAAGGAGAAGUGGAAGGAGCGCAAGCGACUGGCUGCAGCGGCAGCUGUGUCUGGUGCCGUACCGGAGCCCACUGGUGCCACUGCAGGGGAGGACGGCACCGGUGGCACUGCAGGGGAGGACGGCACAGUGCUGGCCUCUCAUGCACCCCGCCCUGCCGUGGAUGCAUAAGCUACAACUGCAAAAAGUUAAAAGAAACAAAAGGUUCCCUAGUCAACACUGAUGACUUCCUUACCAAAAUAUUGUAUUUUUCGUGCCUAUUCUGUAGCUCUACACCCAGCAUCUGUCUGCUUACGAUUGCUUACGAUUUGCUGGUUAGUUAGCAAAAAGCUAACUAACCAGCAGUGUUGUCUUUUAUUGCAUUUAUUGGCAGCUGUAUAAUACAUUAAACACAGUUCUCAAGUUAUGCUUUCUUGCAAGCACCUACAUGUAUGAACAUGUAUGAACGAAUAUUAAAUGUGCUUCUGUUUUGA